AUGUCCGAUAUCGACGCCGACGCCGCAGCUUCGUUUCUCGAUCCUCCUCCCUUGAACGGCGGGGACGACGAAGAUGAUGAGGUCGACUCGCUGCCCUCCGAUGAGCCCGAUUCCGACGAAGAUACAGAUGAUGAGGAUUACAAUGGAGAGUCUGACGCAGAAAGAGAGUGGAAAGAGAGUUUACAGCAACUCGAACUGUUGCUUACAAUGGUGAUCGUACCCUACAUGGGCAAAUACUUUGGACGGAAGUUUGCAUACUGGGGAUGGAAGCAGUUUAUGGAGUGGAAAUAUCCCGUUGAAAUUGUGGUGACGAACAAGGCGGCCUUCCAAGGAGUCGGUGCAGUCGAAGCCGCUGCCUCAUUAUGA
This is a messenger RNA of Exophiala dermatitidis NIH/UT8656, 366 nucleotides long. RefSeq lists its product as uncharacterized. Lineage: Eukaryota; Fungi; Ascomycota; Eurotiomycetes; Chaetothyriales; Herpotrichiellaceae. The transcript has 2 exons. The coding region runs from base 1 to 366 and encodes 121 amino acids. Gene Ontology annotation, cellular component: mitochondrial outer membrane. Gene Ontology annotation, biological process: protein insertion into mitochondrial outer membrane; mitochondrial outer membrane translocase complex assembly. The record is from RefSeq and is a predicted model, not a curated record.